Molecule: messenger RNA, 1299 nt
Organism: Pelobates cultripes (western spadefoot toad)
Lineage: Eukaryota; Metazoa; Chordata; Amphibia; Anura; Pelobatidae
Source: the annotation of a GenBank genome assembly
AUGCCUGCAAACAACAGCAAGGUCUGGUCUGCUCAGGAACUAUCCACUUUCCUAACUAUCAUUGGCGAUAGCGUUAUUCAGAGUGAGCUUGAUGGAUCAGUGAGAAAUGAAAAGGUGUAUAAAGAUAUUUCUCAGCGGAUGGCAGCUGAGGGAUUUGAACGGACAUCGGGUCAGUGUAGGACAAAGCUUAAAAAGCUGAAAGGCAAAUAUAAAAAAAAUUAAGGAUGCCAACAGCCGUAGUGGAAACAGUCGAAGUACUUGGAAGUGAUACGACGCCAUGGAUGCCAUUUACAGUCAUAGGCCGGCAAACCAAGGCAGGGAGGAAGGUCUGGACUCUGCAUCUGCACUUCUCGAAUCCAUGAUAGAACCCAUUGUUUCGUUUUUUUUCCUACUUUGCAUUGGCUUUCGCUCUGCUAACCAUUUAUAAAUUCACUGCACAAAACCAUUAACUAUUUGCACAAAAAAACACAUUUUAUUUGUAGUGGACUGAACUAUUGAACUGUGCAGUUUCAGAUACAGUUGAUGGACUCUCCAAUGAUACCUCAACCUUUUCUUAUGUUUCUGAUGAUGGUCCAUCAACGUCGUUCUGCAGCACCAGUACGAUGACGUCAACACAGACCCAACCACAGACCCAACCACAGAGUAUGCCCAAUGCAACCCGGCACACUGGUAAGACAUGAUGUUCAGAGUGAAAGUUGUAAUUGUGAAUUUUCCUAACUUUUAAUUCACAGCAAACUGUGAACUCACUCAAAAUGCUUCUAUGUAGUGUGUUUGCAUAAUUAAAUCCAUAAUCAUAAUUGUACAUUGUCUGUAUAUACUGCUAUUUAAAUUUCAUUGUGUUUUGAGCUUAUCUUAAGUAUAUUGUGUUUAUUGUGUUUAUUUUAAUGUGUGCUUAUACUGUUCUUAUGUGUUACAUCUUUUCUUUAUUUACAUUAUGUUAGAUUAUAUAUAUAUCCACUUGUUUUUGUACCAAUUGCUAAAAAAACAACAAAAAAACACUAUUCUGGUAUUUUGUAUAUUCCAGGUGAUAGAAGACGGUUUCAGCUGGAUUUGCGCACAGUCAUGGAGGAUAUGCAGGCAGCAGAGGAAAGGCAGCAGGAAAGGAUGGAGAACCUUUCUGAGCGGCGGUUUCAGGCACUGCGUCAGGAUGCCCAGGAAGCAAGGCGCCAGGAGACAGAAAUCGCACGGCAGCAGAUGGAGCAGUUGGCUACCUUCAACCAGGCCUUCCUUGGUGUCCUUGGGCAGCUUGUUCAAGUGCUGGGAGGCAGUCGUGAUCCCAGGUCACCGCCCUGGCAGUAG